ACGAUGAUUUUGUCAGUUUGCGUAGCGGGGAGCACUCGGGGCAGCACUGGUUGGAUUGCCGCACCAGUUUUCAGUGCAAUUUCACAGUGAGCAGAAGUCAAAGUGGCUGGGACAUUUCGCAGUUCUGACAAAGGACAGAUGAAACGUGUGUAGAAGUGAAAAGAUAGAACUGCUCGAUGUAUGCAAACAUGGAUUGCAAAGUAGCAAAGUGGCACAAAUAGUGACAUUAAUCAACAAUAUCUGGACACAAGUCAUACGAUAGAGUACUGAGUGAAGAGGAGGAAGUGCGCGGCGUUCUCUCCUGUCUCACUGACCCACACCACGAGGACACGGAAUGGCAUCGUCGGCUCUGUCAACAGUCGCGGGUCCAGCGGCCGCCGCUGUGGCCGUCGCGGUGCCGCCAGACAGCCAGAAGCAACAGCAGAAGGAUCAAAGUCCCAGGAACACGGCUUCCCUGUCGGCGUCGCCGACUGUGAGCGGCAAUGCUACAACGUACGUUCAAUUGGGCUCCAUUGAAGUGUCCAAAGCACUGCAGGAAGGCGAAAAGUUCAUCAAGUGGGAUGAGGAUUCCGGGUCUGGCACUCCGGUCACAUUGCGGGUGGAUGCAAAAGGAUUUUAUUUGUAUUGGGUGGAUCAGAACAAUGAAAUGGAUCUCCUCGAUAUCGCGACUAUAAGAGAUGUGAGGACAGCACAAUAUGCCAAAAAACCGAGGGACACGAAGUUGCGCCAAAUCGUCACGAUGGGGUCGCAGGACACGCUGGAGGAGAAGACGGUGUCUGUUUGCUAUGGCGUGGAUUUUGUGAACGUGACAUUUAUCAACUUCUGUUGCACACGAAAAGACAUUGCACAGCACUGGUCAGAGGAAUUGGUGCGAUUGUCCUUCAAUAUGACUCAACUGAAUGGAUCGGCUGUCAUGUACUUGCAGAAAGCUCACACCAAACUCUGUCUCCUCGUGGACAAAACUGGCAAGAUUCCUGUGAAAAACAUCGUGAAGAUGUUCGCUGUGAAUAAAGAUGACAGGCGGCGUGUGGAGAAAGCCAUGGAUAUAUCUGGAUUCCCUUCUGGCAAGGGUGAAUCUCUUCUGCCCAAUAAAUUUCAAUUUGAAGACUUUUUCAAUCUCUACAAAAAUCUGACGCAGCGCUCAGAAUUGGAGAAGAUUUUCGAAGAGCUCAGCAGUUCUGGCACGACGAAGAGGCGACUGAUGUCCACUACACAGUUGGUUGACUUUCUCAAUAAAACUCAGCGUGAUCCACGCCUCAAUGAGAUUCUCCAUCCGUAUGCAAAUCCCGCGAGAGCUAAAGACUUAAUAGCCGAAUAUGAGCCAAAUAAAUUCAACGCCCAGAAGGGCCUUCUGAGUUUCGAUGGAUUCCUGAGGUAUUUAAUGUCUGAGGAUAAUCCAAUAAUGGCACCCACUAAAUUGGACAUUUGCGAUGAUAUGGAUCAACCAAUGUCGCAUUAUUUUAUCAAUUCCUCCCACAACACCUAUCUCACCGGUCAUCAGUUGACUGGGAAGAGUUCCGUUGAGAUUUAUCGACAGUGCUUGCUGGCUGGCUGCAGGUGUGUGGAGUUGGACUUCUGGAAUGGCAAACUCGAGGAGCCUGUUAUUGUUCAUGGGUAUACGUUUGUUCCUGAAAUAACGGCGAAGGAUGUGCUGGAAGCAAUAGCUGAGAGUGCAUUUAAAACUUCAGACUAUCCUGUGAUAUUAAGUUUCGAAAAUCAUUGCAAUACUAAGCAACAAGCCAAAAUAGCGAAUUACUGUCGGGACAUCUUUGGUGAUAUGUUGCUGGACAAGUGUCUGGAUUCUCAUCCGCUGGAGCCAAAUGUAGAACUCCCGCCGCCGGCCAUGCUGCGGCGUAAGAUAAUCAUAAAGAACAAGAAGAAGCACCACCACCAUCACCAUCACUACAAGAAGACGGCGGCGGCUGUGGCGGCUGCUGCGGCGGGAGCUGCAGCGAAUUCCGGUGCCACGAACCAGAACAGCGGCCCACAGAGCGGUGCAACAGGCGGCAUCGGGAGUGAUGAGAUGCUUCAGGCGGUGCCGACAACUUCAACUGUACCCACCGGAAAUGGAGAUUUACCCCAUCAUGCACCCCCUCUUCAGCAAAUACGCCAGAGCUCGAAGGAGAGCACAGGAUCGUCGGACACGGACAGCUCCAGUGAUGACGAAUCCAUGCCAGGAUCAACGGCGAAUGCCGCCGGCGGUGCAGAGCAGAGAGACAAAGUACAACAAGCUAAAGAGACUGAAGCUGGCGCUGAGAUAUCGGCGCUCGUUAAUUAUGUUCAACCGGUGCACUUCAGCAGUUUCGAGAAUUCAGAAAAGAAGAAUCGCUACUAUGAGAUGUCGUCGUUCGAUGAGAAGCAGGCGACGACUUUGCUGAAGGAGCGCCCGAUAGAGUUUGUCAACUACAACAAGCACCAAUUGUCCAGGGUUUAUCCGGCGGGGACGCGCUUCGACAGCUCCAACUUCAUGCCACAACUGUUCUGGAACGCCGGCUGCCAGCUGGUGGCGCUCAACUACCAGACCCUCGAUCUCGCAAUGCAGCUCAAUCUGGGCAUCUUUGAGUACAACCACCGCUGCGGAUACCUGUUGAAGCCUGAGUUUAUGCGCAGAACAGACAGGCGUCUCGAUCCCUUCGCCGAGAGUACAGUGGAUGGUAUCAUUGCUGGCACGGUAUCGAUAACGGUGCUGUCUGGUCAGUUCCUCAGCGACAAGAAGGUGGGAACGUACGUCGAGGUGGAUAUGUAUGGCCUGCCGGCGGACACCGUGAGGAAAAAGUUUCGCACAAAAAUAGUCCGAGACAAUGGAAUUAAUCCUGUCUACGAUGAGGAGCCAUUUGUCUUCAAAAAGGUCGUUCUUCCUGAAUUGGCGUGCGUUCGCAUCACGGCGUACGAAGAGGGCGGCAAGUUUAUUGGUCAUCGUGUUCUUCCUGUCAUUGGACUCUGUCCAGGAUAUCGACAUCUCUCUCUUCGGACGGAAUUGGGUCAACCACUCACCCUGGCCUCGCUUUUCCUCUGCAUUGUUGUGAAGGAUUAUGUACCAGAUGGAUUAUCGGACUUUGCUGAGGCUCUCGCUAAUCCAAUUAAGUAUCAGAGUGAAUUGGAGAAACGCGCUGAACAGUUGGCAGUUCUGACGGAAGAUAUGGAGCCCACAGCUGAAGAUGAUGUUCCAAAUAGCUGUCCAAAGAAGGAGCUGAAGGUGCUCGAAGGAGUGUCUGGUAGUCCCAAGCAUCGCAUCAGUAUCGCUCCGUCGGCGUCGCUGAGUGUGGAAAUCCUGGCUGAUGGGGAUUCUGAUGUGUCCUUCAAUGCCUCCGUGGCGAGCGGGAGUGUGCAGAUGACGAGUGGAACGGCAGCGUCAAGCACGACGGUGUCCUCGACUGUUGUUCAGCAGGCGUCAGUGGAUCAGUCGGUGUCGAGCUCCAGCAAGUCCGCUGAGGCGACUGAAGCGGAUGCCAUUGUGGCUGAGCCACUGGUGAAGAUCCUGGAGCACAAGUUGAUACGCGAGAAGAGAUGUGAGAUGGAGAAGAAGCUGGAGAGUUUGCGGAAGAAGCACGACAAGGAGAAAGUGCGAGUGUCGGCGCAGAAGAACAGCGAACAGAGUGACAAAAAGUCCAAGUUCUACAUGAGCAAUAAACUUGUGAAGCGUCUGAGCAGCAAAAAUAUAAGUGAUACGAAUCUGCAAGUUCCUCCGUGUCCCAGUGAUAUUGUGGACUCGCCGGAUGGGGAGAGUGAGGAGCGGGCGGGCAUCACAAGGAGCCACUCUGAGAGAUUGCUGGCCGUCUGCCGAGAAUAUGCCACUGCCUACAGGGAGAUUCAGGAGAAGUACCAUGAGAUAAUCUACAACACGGCAGAGAAAGUUCUGAGGAAUUCGCAAGCGAAUCAAAUGAAACGUCUGAGAACGCUGCUGGAGAAGGAGACGAGCGAAGUGAUGCGGAAGCUGCAGAUGGACAGGCGGAAUGAGGUGAAAGCCCUGGCGUUGGUGCAUCGUGACCGCGAUGAGUUGGUGCGGAUGAAGCGCGAGGUGGCGUCGUCGCUGGUGGGCCGUGGCGUCACGGAGAGGGUGCGCCUGACCCAGGCCUUUGAGAAGCGUCGCGAUGAGCUUCAGCGUCAGCACGAUGCCGUGAGGAGUGCUCUGGCUGAGCACAGAGCGAAGGGGCGCGCUUUGCUGGAGAAGGAGUCAGAAUCUCGUUCUUGCAUCUCAUCGGAUGGAUUUUUGGUGUUGUUCAAUGCUUCCGGUGCGGAGAACAGUCAGACAUCUUCCAGUGUUAAUAACAGUGCAGGAAUGCACAUUGAAUCUCUCUAAGGAAGGAAUCUUCAGAGCAUCCAAGCGCGAAUUUGUGAAGGAGAGAAAAAAAAACAUGAAAAACAGUAUUUAAUGGCCUAACACACAACUCUUAGAUGAAAUUUAGUGGCGAAACUGAAAGAUGAAACUUGAGAAUUAAUUAAAGAAUAUAUAACUUAAUAAUAUCUGUGGUUAGACACUUUUCCCAUUUUGUAGAUAAUAACCAGAGUAUAUAAACUGAUAAUAUAUUUCUAAAGAUAAGAAUAGUGAAGAAGAGCAACUAAAUAGUCAUAAAAUUAGUGGCUUCAAUGGAGAAUACUUUAGUCGUAUGGAUUUUUGUGAGGGAGGAAUUUAGCAGAUUGUAAUCUGUUUUAUUUUUUUUGAUUUUUUUUUCUAUGAAAAGACGCGGUGUUUUACGACCCAUCCCGCUUAUGAAUCCCGAAAGAAAGUGAAAUGUCCUAUACUCACUUUAAGAACGAAAUUGAUAUUAAUGUUAAUAAUGAGAUAUAUAAUCUAUUUUUUAUUGAUCUCACGAAUUUUUACUUUAUUUAUCGUCCAUUUUAGAGAGAAUUUUUGUAACUCUGUUGAAAGCUACACCUUUUCUGAAUCAUUCUUUGUGCCAAUAAACCAAUUUGGGAAGGAAUAAGAAACUCCACCUCUGCAACAAUUUAGAGACCUACUUUAUAGCGCUACAAGCGAGAGAGAGAGAGAGAGAGAGAGAGAGAGAGAGAGAAAGAGAGAAGCAUGUUUAGGACAGGCAAAAUACCAUUACUUAGAAAAUAGUUAAGUAAGUAAUUGAUAAUGGAAAUUGAAAAUGAUGAAAAAGCAAAGCACUUUUUGAAUUGAAUGUAAAAAGAACCUCUUUAGAAAUAGUGUGAUGAUAUAUUGUAGUGGAACUAUGCAUAUAUAUUUCAAUAUGACUUCUACGAAAGGAAUUGCUGUAAAGACGCGUUUUCAGAGAAACAUUUUUCAACAGUUAAACUGAUUGUGUGGUACAAAAGAAAACACAGUAAAUGUGCCAUAACAAACUUCCUCUGUCUUCUCCAAAGCCAAAAGAUAAAAUCAAUCGUACACAAAUAUAUAUAAGGACUUGUUUUUCAUCGACAAAACCCAGAUUUUACCGUUUCCUCGUUGCAAUAUUUCAUGUAAUCUUCAGGAAUCAGAAAAUAAUCAGUCACACAAACAAUGGUAGAAAAUAUGAUAUAAAGGAAAAGUAGAUGAACUUAAUUAAAUUCUAUCGACAAUCAGUAACUAUACUAAAUAGACGAGAGAAAGAGAGGGAGAGAGAGAGAGGGAAAGGGAAAAAAGGAGGAAUUACCAUAAAAACGGUGUCUAAAAUAUACUUAGAGGACAAAGAUAUUAUAAUUGUGGUAAUUUCCACUGAAGAGUGGGAAGUCUUAGCAAUUUGUAAAUAUAUGAAAAUCUUGAGAAAAGACCCACGGUCGAUAAAUUAACAAGAGAAAAAGUCCAGUCGCUGAGGUGUGAAAAUCUCCAGCCUCAAGGAAGUACAUUUUGAUGCAAAAUUUAGCGCAUGAAGCAAAACAAGAGAGAAUCAUUUCAUCAAGUUUUGGACGGAAAACCACCUUAGAUGUUUUACAAUAUAAUUAAUGGAAGGAAUAUAGUGAAAAAACACACACACACACACACACACAUUUAGGUAAAAGAAAAUAAUCCGUAUUGUAUUGCAAUCCUUUUUCGAAUUGAUCGCCAGACAAGCAAAUUGUGAGGAUAUAAUGUAAUUUAGAGUUACAAUGAUUGGAAAGAUUAUGUGAAAAAAGAUUCCAUAAUGUGUAAAUAAUAAGUUUUAGACUUUAGUGUUCAUAAUAGCGAUUUCUGCGAUAUUUAGAGAAAUGAAGGAUAUAAUUUGUUGCACUGAUUUGUUUUUUUCUUUAUUGCAACAUAAACAUUGGAACCGUUUUACUUUGGCGGGACAUUUUGUGAGCAAACGACUGGGCGGAGCAUAGAAGUGGGCGUGUCUCAAUGCUGAAGCCCGCUAAAGUAAUACAGUGUCUAUUUUACUAUACUGAAGUGAGCUCUAAGCACAAAUUUCAUUAUACAUUUCGACAAUAUUUACAUGAGCCCCUUUAUUUUCACCAUCAGUAUUACAUGUUGCUUCCAUACAAUUUGAUUUUAAUUACUCGCAAACUCGAAGACAGCUUUUCCUUUGAAAUUCAAUUCCCUCUGAGCCAAUAAAUUGUUAAUUGAAUAAUAAAUUGGAAGGAGUGUGGAGAAAUUACAGGGUUCGCACUCGCUUUCCUGAGAGUA
Molecule: messenger RNA, 6544 nt
Organism: Phlebotomus argentipes
Lineage: Eukaryota; Metazoa; Arthropoda; Insecta; Diptera; Psychodidae
Gene: Plc21C
Product: 1-phosphatidylinositol 4,5-bisphosphate phosphodiesterase classes I and II
Exons: 20
Coding region: 335-4300 (1321 amino acids)
Biological process (GO): phosphatidylinositol-mediated signaling; lipid metabolic process
Molecular function (GO): calcium ion binding; phosphatidylinositol-4,5-bisphosphate phospholipase C activity
Source: RefSeq, a predicted model, not a curated record